This is a messenger RNA of Hippoglossus stenolepis (Pacific halibut), 1465 nucleotides long. It is a transcript of the gene sgf29, whose product is annotated as SAGA complex associated factor 29. Bases 252 to 1124 code for a protein of 290 amino acids. The transcript is spliced from 10 exons. Lineage: Eukaryota; Metazoa; Chordata; Actinopteri; Pleuronectiformes; Pleuronectidae. The record is from RefSeq and is a predicted model, not a curated record. Gene Ontology annotation, cellular component: SAGA complex.
CUGGGGGCGGUGUAGACCAUGGCGCUGCCUCACGGACUCACGCUAACACGAAGAAGAAGCAGAAGGAGCUAGCCCGUGCAGCUAACAGUUCGUCAGUAAAUAAACAGAAAGAUUCACAGUAAGAAACCGAACUUUUGAUUCACAUGAAAAUAUGAAGAAGCUUGAACGACGCGGAUCCUCGACGCGGAGCCACGAGCUCAAAUCUCCGUUUAGAGAUCAACAACCAGGCGAAUAACCUCGGAGGCUCGGACAUGUCAGCUGAUACCAAGAUCGCCGAGCUGCUGACGGAGCUCCAUCAGCUCAUCAAACAGACGCAGGAGGAAAGAUCCCGGAGUGAACACAAUCUGCUCAACAUUCAAAAGACACAUGAGAGGAUGCAGACUGAAAACAAAACUUCUCCGUACUACAGGACCAAGCUGAGGGGACUGUACACCACAGCUAAAGCAGAUGCCGAGGCCGAGUGCAGCAUCCUGCGUCACGCUCUUGAUAAAAUCGCAGAAAUCAAGUCGUUGUUGGAGGAGAGGAGGAUAGCUGCUAAGAUGGCCGGCGUUUACAGUGACAGCGACCCGCCCAGGAAGACGAUGAGGCGCGGGGUCCUGAUGACGCUCCUCCAGCAGUCGGCCAUGACGCUCCCUCUGUGGAUCGGAAAGCCCGGAGAGAGCCCCCCCCCUCUGUGCGGGGCGACGCCUGCCAGCAGCGACUACGUGGCCAAACAGGGCGACAAAGUGGCAGCGAGGGUGAAAGCCGUGGACGGAGACGAGCAGUGGAUCCUGGCUGAGGUGGUCAGCUACAACCACUCCACCAACAAAUACGAAGUGGACGACAUUGAUGAAGAAGGAAAAGAGAGACACACUCUGAGCAGACGGCGGAUCAUCCCUCUGCCUCAGUGGAAGGCAAACCCAGAGACAGACCCUGAGGCCCUGUUCAGCAAAGACCAGCUGGUGUUGGCCCUCUACCCCCAGACCACCUGCUUCUACCGGGCCCUCAUCCACACCCCCCCACACAGGCCUCAGGACGACUACUCUGUGCUGUUCGAGGACACGUCGUACGCUGACGGUUACUCACCUCCUCUGAACGUGGCUCAGCGAUACGUGGUCGCCUGCAAAGAGAACAAGAAGAAGUGACGGGUUUCUGGAUCUGAAGAGCUGAAGCAUGAACGCACCGACGAAGCCUGUGUGAUUGUUUAGUUUGAAACUUUUUCAGUUUUUAUAAGAGAUGAUGUUCAGGAGCAGGUUCUGGAUGAUUAGUCAAGAAGCAAAUAAAAAACGUUUGAAGCUGAAGUGGGAGACGUUCGUUAGUCGAGUGAAAACAUCCCAGAACAGACAUUUUACAAUGAGGCUGUAGCUGUUUUCAGACCUGCAGGUCAAAUCCAGAGAAUCGUCUCCAGAGCUUCUCCAGAGUUUGUGUUUCACAGCUGAACAACUCAGAAGCAGGUUUUCUGCACAGACUCGUUCACAGCAUCAGA